AUGUCUGCGUCGCUUCUCACUCUUCCAGCUGAGAUUCGGCAGAUGAUUUUGAAAUUUGCGUUGACUGGUGAACACCACUGCCAACCAGACCUAGCCCUUCACGGGAAGGACGGCGAUUUAUUGCUCAGCUGGAAGAAGGUGCCGUCAUCAGAAUACGAUCUUCUCGGAUGCCAGAACCCGCUUCUACCGCUGCUGCUCGCCUGCAAAGUCAUCAACCAGGAGACAAAGUACCUAGAGCAUGGCUAUGUUUUCGAGCUGCCGGAUUCCAGCCUCCACCGCUUCUCUCGCAAACUUCGCCGUUAUCCAGACUGGAAUUCGUCUAUCUUCCUGAAGCUUCGGCGCAUACGCAGCUCCUACUAUACUUCAGGUAUCGAAGCCGUCUGCGUUGGAAGAGGUGGGCUUUACCAGGAUCGAGGAUUACAAGGCCUCUGGGAUGCCCCAAUGUCGGGUCUAGCUAAGGGUGUCGAUGCGGAGGUGAAGCUCCUCGAAGUGGAUGGCAGCCCUCUUCGCGAUCCCUACGCCGGUAGGGGUUCUUCUUCUUACGUCAAGAAGAAGUAUACGGUGGAAGUGCAAUUCACUGAGCUCCUGCCACCGAGACCCUGCCCAUCCAGAGACCUCCCACCGAGGACUCUCCCACCGAGCUUCUCCCACCGAGACACCUGCCACCGGGACAUCUCCGACCGCGAUAAUCUAUGCAGCUUGAACUAA
Molecule: messenger RNA, 708 nt
Organism: Cyphellophora attinorum
Lineage: Eukaryota; Fungi; Ascomycota; Eurotiomycetes; Chaetothyriales; Cyphellophoraceae
Exons: 1
Coding region: 1-708 (235 amino acids)
Source: RefSeq, a predicted model, not a curated record